Cyprinodon variegatus (sheepshead minnow) is the source of this 10231-nucleotide messenger RNA. It is a transcript of the gene megf8, whose product is annotated as multiple EGF-like-domains 8. The record is from RefSeq and is a predicted model, not a curated record. The coding region runs from base 469 to 9138 and encodes 2889 amino acids. The transcript is spliced from 44 exons. Lineage: Eukaryota; Metazoa; Chordata; Actinopteri; Cyprinodontiformes; Cyprinodontidae. Gene Ontology annotation, molecular function: calcium ion binding; protein binding.
ACUGCGGUAAACAAGGUUCCUGUCCAGAUUUUUGUCCUCCAUCUCCGCUGGAUGGCAGCGCUGUUGGCAACAACAUGCUGCUCAGCCUAUUGUGUUGGUGAUCUAUGGUAACAGCUACCAGCCAUCAAUACCAAAACAACGACGAUGGGGUCUUUAAAACCACAGUCGCGGAAGUGAUGGCAUAUUGCGGGUGUUUGGUUGAGAACACCCAUCGAUAGACGACAGAUUUACCCCUUCCAUCAUAGCAUGUAAGAUCAUUACAGCUUAAUUACACCGAGGGAUGAUUGCAGGUUUGCAGCCACUGACGCAUCUGGAUUUAGCAGAGCUCUUUUGCUGCCUCUGUCAUCCGCAUUGAAUCGCAUCCAACUGCGGCUAGCUAGUUAAGCUAGACGUCAGGUUUCGCCUAGAAGGAGAAGUCCACCCAUGUGGCUGCUUGCCUUUUCAAACCCAUCGACAAUGUAAAUUAAUAUGCGAUCAAAGAGACGGGAUUUGGCAGUGCCAGAGAUGGCCUCCCCUCUCCCUGUCUCCAUUCUCAUUCUGGUGGUCCUUCUAUCAGCUGAGUGGCCUGUGUGCCAGGCAGGGGACUGCAAGGGCCACAGGCAGGUGCUGAGGGGACCUCCAGGUUAUGUCACAGAUGGACCUGGAAACUACUCUGUCAAUGGGAACUGCGAGUGGCUUAUCAAAGCUCCAAGCAUCAGCCAUCGGAUUGUGUUGAACUUCACCUUUAUGGACACAGAGUGUACCUAUGACUACCUAUUUGUAUACGAUGGGGACUCCUACCAAAGUCCACUUCUAGCCAGUCUGAGUGGCAACUCUUUGCCUGAGCCCAUUGAAGCCAAGUCUGGGAAGAUGCUGAUUCACCUAUUCAGUGAUGCUAAUUACAACCUUCUGGGCUUCAAUGCAACAUACACCUUCUCGGUAUGCCCUGGAGCCUGUAGCGGCCAUGGUCGCUGUGAUUCCUCUACAUCCAAGUGCCACUGCCAUCAGGGUUGGGGAGGAGCAUCUUGUUCAACCCCUGUUUGUUCCCAGGCUUGUACUGUGAAUGGACAAUGUGACAAGAAAGGAGAACGUUGUCAGUGUAACCCAGGGUUCCUGGGCCAAAGCUGUCAGCUUGGUCUCCGUGACGAUAACGGAGCAGGACGGUGGUGGCGUGUAAGUGAGGGAAACCCAAACGCACCUCCAAGGACUGGUUCUGCUGGUGUGUACCUGUCCUCCACUGGAGCCCUGUAUUUGUUUGGAGGAUUUGAUCUGAACAGGGCUCUUGGUGACUUGAUCAAGUACAAUUUCACAUCCAACCAGUGGGAAAGCAGGUCUUACGGUCACUCCCCUGUGGCUCGUCACUCCCACACAGCUGUGCAGUACAUGGGUUCUAUGGUUAUCUUUGGAGGAGAGCUAGCCAAUGGAUCCCUGGCCAGUGACGUCUGGAUGUACAGGCCUGUCCAGGAUGAUUGGCAGCAGCUGGGCUUUUCCCACUCACGAGGCGCUCCGAAACUGGCCAAUCACGCUGCAGCGGUGGUCGACAGCUAUCUCUAUGUUUUUGGAGGUCGUACCGAGGAGGAUAUGUUUUCCUCGACUCUGUAUCGCUUCGGCUUGCACGGUUCAGGACGAUGGGAAACGAUUCAGCCCACUGGUGGGAAACCCCCUGCCUCUGCUGGCCACUCCUUGGUGUUCCACAGCCCAUCCAGGACCCUGUUGGUCUAUGGGGGUCACAGACCUACUAGUGCCAGGUUUAGUGUACGAGUGAACAACACAGAUGUGUUCCACGUAGACAGACGGUUUUGGACCACGUUUCGUUCCCGCUUUCCAACAACCGGGCCCAGAGAGAGAGCUUUCCAUACGGCCACUGUCAUUGGAAACUACAUGGUGGUCUAUGGUGGAAAUGUUCAUAAUCACUACCAGGAGGAGAAAUGCUAUGAUAAGGAAAUCUUUUUUUAUCAUCUGGGCUGCCACCAGUGGGUGUCGCCUGGAGGAGGAUGGUCAACCAAUGGGGAAGCAGUGAGGGGGCGGUAUUCACAUGUUGCCGCGGUGAUGGAAGGACGUGUGCUGCUGGUUGCUGGCGGUUACAGUGGUGUUGCCCGAGGAGAUCUUGCGGCUUACAAAGUGCCAUUGUUUGUUAGCAGUGAUCGAGGCGACAGGGAUGCUGUUUGUGCUGAGGCGCUUGAUGAAAGCAUGUGCCUGAAGAACCCAGAGUGCAGCUGGUGUGAAGGCCGCUGUAGAGAGUACCAGCCCACCAACCCGUGUGGAAGCACAGGGUGCCUGGGCCUUGCUCGCUUUCUGUCAGACUGUCAGUCCUGCCUGGUGUUCAGCGGAACGCCGGCAUCUCUUGCUAGAGCCCCUGGUGAAUUUGGCUGGUGUGUUCAGAACGAGUCCUGCCUGCCAGUUUCAGAGCAAAGUGCGUGCCGUGCGGACCAGAUCUCAGGGGCGUAUGGCUGGUGGGGGGAGCGUACCCGUUUCCUAACCUCCCUCCACUCCUGUCGCACCGAGAACUAUGUCCCGGGACUGCACCUGCUCACCUUCCAGCACCCCCGCAACGACUCCCAGCCUGACAAGGUAUCCAUCCUCCGCAGCGCCUCCGUCAUCCUCGGCCCCACCACAGAAAUGGAUGUGUCCCUACAGUUCAAGGGCUUCAUCCACCCCUUGUGGGGAGGACCUCCACCUGCACCUCCCCCCACAGAGACCGUCCUCAUAUGGGCUCGAGUCCAGAGGUUCCACUUUGAGGCUCGAAUGGCAUCAGGACCCAACUCCACCCAAAUGGAGGUGGUUGGUCGCUGGGCAGCGCAGCAGGAAAAGGAGCUAAAGCCUUUGAUGCGACCGGAUGGAGGCAGACUUUUCUCUAACCUGACCAGGGGGAACCAUUACCUUAUUCAAGCUGAAGGCUACCUUAACAACUCGGGUUCAGGACAAACAAGUGAAAUGGCCCUGAUCUGGAACAGAACAUUACGUGAAAGGAGUGAGAUCUCUUUCCUGUUCCUGGAGCCCUUCCGCUCAGGCUCCUGUUCGGGCUACAUGUCCUGUCUGGCCUGCCUCUCUGACCAGUCGUGUGGUUGGUGUCCGUCUCUGUCCCGCUGUCUGUUGCGAGACGGCCCAGACCUGCAGUACUGUCCAGAGACAGAAAUGGUUGAAGGCAAAGGAGACAGUCAGCGCCAUCUGCUGUUGUCACCACAGCAUUGUACUCUGUGUGAGGAUUACAGAGACUGCUCCACAUGCACUAAGGAUCCUUACUGUGAGUGGCAAAUAAACUCCAGUAAGAAAGGAGAGUUUCUGUGCAGCCGGCGGGGAAGGUUGGAGGGAUCCAUCCGUGACCCAAAGGGGUGUCCGAAAGUCUGCAACCAGAGAAAGACAUGCAGUGAGUGUCUCUCCAACUCCAGUCAGUGUGCAUGGUGUGAAUCUGCCCAGGCUUGCUUCUAUUUUGCUGCAUACCUCACAAAAUAUCCCUAUGGAGAGUGUAGGGACUGGUAUGACAGCGUCCAUUCAGUUCCUCAGUGUAAGCAGUGUUCAGCUUUAAACACAUGUACAGAGUGCCUGAGAACAUUUCAGUGUGGCUGGUGUGGGGACUACAACAAUCCCACAAUUGGAAAGUGUUUGAGGGGAGACUGGGCCGGAAUGGACGAUCCAUCAGUAUAUAACUGCAGUGUGGCUGUGGCUGAAGCUCGAGCUGCAAAUCCAGAACCUCAAACCUCGGCCCCUCCCAGACCUUUGGACAUGGAAAUGGAGUUGGAGAUCUUCGACGAUGAGGAGAAAGAUGCCAUCUGGUCUUACCCCACAUGUCCUGACGUGGAGGAAUGCAGGCUAGGCCUCCACAACUGUCACCCUUUUGCCACCUGUAUCAACACUCCAACCUCGUAUGAGUGCCACUGUGAGAGAGGAUACACAGGCGAUGGCACGCUGCAUUGCAACCAGACGUGUUAUAAUGAAUGCCGUGAAGGUCAGUGUAGCGGCAGCCCAAGGUUUGAGUGUGAAUGUUCCCUGGGCUGGACAUCCGACCCCGCUACUCUGGUUCUGAGUGGUGUCGAAUGCGACGUGGACUGUGGCUGCAACUUCCACUCCACCUGUAUCACUGCUCCUGGGAUCUGUGAUGAAUGCCAAGAUUGGACCACAGGACCUCAUUGUGAACACUGCCGUCCAGGCAGCUUUGGUUCGGCCCUGGCUGGCGGUGGUGGCUGUGUCCCAUGCGAGUGUAAUGGACAUGGUGACCCCCUCCAAGGUUAUUGUCACAACCAGACAGGCCAGUGUUACUGUACUCAUAACACCCAGGGACCACACUGUGAGUCCUGUCUUCCUGGUUACUAUGGAGACCCGAGAAACAAUGGCACAUGUUACCGGCAGUGUCAGGGCCGCUCCGUCCUGCUCUCCUCCUCAUCCUCCUCCUUGACUAUCCCCUUGUCGUCGUCUCUGGGGUGGAGGAGUGGUACCGAAAGGAAAGGAGGACUUUCUCACUGUCUUUGGGUCUUGUCUGUCACUGAGAAGCUUGGACCUUGCAAACCCAAACAGCUCUGCCCCCCAGUAGCUCUCACCUUACACCCAGACUCCCACACCUACUGUAAUACAUCUUAUGUUUACGUGUUUGAUGGCCUUCCUCGUUUUCUGCCAAAUGGAGUCGUUCAUUCUGAUCACAACCUUAUUGGAGCGUUUUGUGGCACCAAAAGGACUCAGCCAAUCACUGUUGAGGCCACCUCAGGUGUGAUCUCAGUCUACUUUGAGGCCAACGUUUCUUCAAAUAUGUCACAAGGCUUUAACGCAUCUUUCUGGGUGCGUCGAUGUCAGCAGAAGUCGGAUGAGGAUGAAGAGGGCUCAGCUGUCUGUGCAGGUGGAGCCCAGUGUCAGAGUGGGCUCUGCAGGUGUCCUCAGGGAUAUGGGGGACCGUACUGUGACCGACCCAUGUGCCCCCAGGAUUGUGGAGCAACAGAAGGAAGAGGAGUUUGUAACAUAUCUCUGGGAGUCUGUGUGUGUUCUGAAAGCUGGGCUGGCUCAGACUGUUCUGUUCUUCGGGACCCAAACAGUUUGAUUUGGGAGACUCUGUUUGACACCCAAUUGACCAUGAAACAGGCUCACAGGUUCCUCCACAGGAUGGGACACUCUCUGGUGUCUGGACCUCAGGGCAACCUUUGGAUGUAUGGCGGGUUUUCUCUGUCAGAUGGUAUUCUCGGAAAUGUGUACAGAUAUUCUGUGAGGGAGCGUCGAUGGACCCAGAUGUUGACAGGUUCUCUGGAUGAAGGGACAACUCCAACCGCCCGCUAUCAUCACGCCGCUGCAUUGCUGAACACCUUUGAGCUGGACUCCGGGAGCCAUGAGGGUGGUCACAGCUUUAUGUUAGUGGUAGGGGGGGUCACUCAAAAUGGCAUUGCCAUGGAUACUUGGAGUCUUAAUCUCAGCAGCUUGGUCUGGAGAGAACACAAGAGCUCAGUGCUGCCCCCGGUGGCUGGUCACACUUUAACAGUACGUCGGGACUCGGUGCUACUGAUUGGAGGCUACUCUCCAGAAAACGGUUUCAACCAUCAUCUGUUGGAGUUCAGCCCUCAUUCAGGGAACUGGACAGUUGUUCCCCACACAGGAACCCCUCCCGCAGGUUUAUAUGGACACUCAGCAGUGUACCAUGAGCAGACGGAUGCCAUCUACGUGUUUGGAGGCUAUCGCUUUCAUGUGGAAACAGUGGAACCAUCGGGGGAACUCUAUAGCCUGUAUUACCCCAACCUUACCUGGUCUCUUCUGGUUCCCACACAGGGCACAAAGCCACUCUCCCGUUUCUUCCACGCCGCUGCUAUGAUUAAAGACACCAUGGUCAUUGUGGGUGGGAGGAUAGAAGAAGAAGACUACAGUAACUCUGUGUCUCUGUACCAGAUCAACUGCAACACCUGGAUAAAUCCUGUUUCAGCAAUAGGAGAUCCAGUUAAUCAAUCAGUUUCCCUUGCCAUGGCAAGCUGGGGUGGUCGCCUUUUCCUCUCUGGUGGCUUUAAUGGGGUCACACUGGGUAGACUCCUCACUCUGACUGUGCCCUCUGACCCCUGUGCCGUCCUGCCCACACCAGAGUCCUGCAAUAACAACACAGGCAGCUGUGUUUGGUGCAGGGGUACCUGUGCUUCUUCUGAUGCCGCAGAAAGAAUGGGCUGCCUCAUGGGACAUUCCACCUGCUCCCCGAUUCCUCAUCAACCGGAACAGUGCCGCAGACUCAAGACCUGCGGCGAAUGCCUCGCUCGUCACCCUAAAACCUUUUCCGGUCCAUCUCAGCCUGCUUUACCGUGCAAGUGGUGCGCAAACUGUCCAGAGGGAGCCUGUAUCAGUAGCUCCAACAGCUGUACAACAGAGCAUGACUGUCGGAUCAACCAGAGAGAGAUUUUCCUGUCCAGCAACUGCAGUGAGACCAGCUGUGAGGCUUCAGACUGCCCCAAAUGUACUGCAUCUGGAAAAUGCAUGUGGACCCGCCAAUUCAAACGUACAGGUGAAACAAGGCGAAUCCUGAGUGUGAACCCCGCCUAUAACUGGACAUGUUUUAGCUACGCGCUGCUCAACGUUUCACCAAUGCAGGUGGAGUCAUCUCCCCCUCUCCCAUGUCCCCCUCCCUGUCACACGCUGCACAACUGCAGCCUCUGUCUGGGCUCUAGGGGCUCUGAUGGGGGCUGGCAGCACUGUGUGUGGAGUAUGGCUCUCCAGCAGUGCAUGAGCCCGUCUUUUGUGCCCCUUCGCUGUGAAGCAGGCCAGUGUGGCCGAAUUCUCAUUGGGGGAGACUCCUGCUCUCCAAAGUGCUCCCAGCUCACCCAGUGCUCCCAAUGCAUUGCCAGACCUCAGUGUGGCUGGUGUGCUAUUAGCGGAGGCAAUGGAGCUGGCCGCUGCUUGCAGGGUGGAGUUGACAGUGUGAGUGAGGGAGUUUGCCCCGUGAGAAACAGUAGCUGGUCUUUCCUGCAUUGUCCAGAGGAGGAUGAGUGUGCCAAUGGUCAUCACCAUUGCAACAACACUCAGGACUGCCACGACUUACCUGAGGGAUACCACUGCACAUGCAAGCAGGGUUACAUUCUUAACAGUGUUUCUGGGCAGUGUGAGCCGGUGUGUGCACAAGGUUGUGUGAACGGGACAUGCGUGUCACCUGGAGUUUGCCGGUGUCACUUUGGUUUUGUUGGGGACAACUGUUCCUCUGAGUGCAAAUGCAACAAACACAGCAACUGUGUCAGUGUUGACAAGCCCGACAUUUGCCUGGUGUGCCAAAAUAACACCAAAGGAAAGUACUGCGAAAAGUGCAAGCCUCUAUUUGUGGGUUCUGCAAUAGAUGGCGGAACCUGCCGCCCAUGUCGGGAAUUUUGCAGGGGAAACGGAGACGUGUGUCUGUCCAGGGAUGAACAUAACAAGGCUAUUGAGAACCCUCACCUCUUCCCUGUGGACCCUUUACUUAUUCGGAGCUGGGUGUUUGAAGGUCCUACAGAAAAUACUGCAGUGUGUGUGAAUUGCCAAAACAACAGUGUUGGGGAUCGGUGUGAGGGCUGCCGUCGUGGCUAUUUUCUCCUGCAUGGGAAAUGUGAAAAAUGUCAGUGUAAUGGUCAUGCAGACACAUGUGAGCCAGAUGGCAGUGGAUGCCCCUGCCAAAACAACACAGAGACCUCAUCCUGCCUCAGCAGUCCUCAAAAUGAUCGAAAAGACUGCUACAGGCAGCAGUGUGCCAAAUGCAAAGACUCAUUCAAUGGUAACCCUGUGAACGGGCGUCAGUGCUACCGUCAGUUUAACGUGGAUUCAGAGUUCUGUUUUGAUCCUACGUCCCAAACGAACUGCUUCCAUGAUCCCACCAUUCGCAACCUACCCAAGGGUCGCACCGUGUUCUUUGCUGCCCAGCCCAAGUUUACAAAUGUGGACAUCCGGGUCACCAUUGAUGUGACGUUUGGAGAAGUGGAGGUUUAUGUGUCCAAUUCACAUGACACUUUUAUUGUGAAUGUGGACCGCGCCACAGGGAUUCAUACUAUUAAGAUAGAGGAUGAAUCAGCAAGUCGUGCGACAGCAGCAGACAAGGAUUCUCCUCCAUCCCCUAUUAAAGUGUUCGCCAACGCCACAUCCAACAUGGCAGGUCCCUUGCUUUCCCACAAUCCCCUGCAACUGCAAGCCAAACCCCCGGGGGCGGAGCGAGAAAUCAGAGAGGAGCGCGCCGAGGGACUCAUCUCAUACAUCACCGUGUGGAAGCCGCAGACGGUGCUGAUCGUCCGGGGAGUUCGGGAUCGCGUGGUCAUCACCUUCCCGCAUGAGGUGCAUUCCCUCAAAUCCAGCCGCUUUUACAUCGCUCUCAAAGGUGUUGGAACCGGCGACAGACAGGGCGAGUCCCAGGGCCUGCUGUUUGUGCGACAGGACCAAGCCCACAUAGACCUCUUUGUCUUCUUCUCUGUUUUCUUCUCCUGUUUUUUCCUGUUCCUCUCCGUCUGUGUCCUCUUGUGGAAGGUCAAGCAGUUCCUAGACUUCCGCCGGGAGCAGCGCCGCCACAUUCAGGAGAUGACCAAAAUGGCAUCCAGACCGUUUGCUAAACUCACCAUAUACCUCGAACCAGAGGAGCCUCAGCUCAUCUACCUACCUUCAGCCGGUGGGGGGGUGGGGGGCAGCACUGUAUCCAUCGCUCAUGCCCGCACAGGGAAGUUGAGCGGAGUGGUGGUGGGCCAGAGAGGCAGAGCGGGACCUGUCUACAAACACGACCCAGGCUCUGGACCCACAGCGCACCACCACCACCAUCAUCAUCAUCACCUCACCUUAAGCAGUGGAGGGAACAGCGGACAGCAUCUGCCGCUUCACUACUUAAACACCCAUCACUACGCCAGCACCACAGCAGGCACCCAGUCCUCUCACCAUCACCAUCCAUCCACGUACUCUGGCUACCAGCAGUUUUGCCGCUCUGACCCUUUCCUCUCGCAACUCAUGGGUUUCUCCUACUCCUCCUUUAAGGUGGGGCCGAUCACCCUAGAGCCCACCGAGGACGGCAUGGCCGGGGUGGCCACCGUCCUUUUCCAGCUACCUGGCGGUGUGUUGGCACCAAAUCGCGCCUGUUUGGGUUCUGCACUGGUUACCCUGCGGCAAAAUCUGCAGGAAUAUUGUGGCCACGGCGGUGGGGGCGGGCAUCCGGGGGGCGGCGCCGGGCGCAAGGGUUUGCAUCAGCACCUGACCACAAUGGCUAUCUAAGAGUGUAACAGAUUACAAAGAGAUGUGGAAGCUUGUAAAGUGUUUGGAAUAUUAUAAAUGAACUUUUUGAAAGAAUCUUAGCUAUAAGACAAAGUCCAAAAGAAAGUUACUGUACAUUCAGUAAGAUUAGCUUUUUGAACAGACAUGUACAUACACUGUAUUAUGAAAUAAGUGUCUUAUAUUGUUUGAUGUAUUGCUCUAUGAUAUUUCAACACUACACAUGACCAAGUCAGCUGUAUCUGCAAUGCACUACAAAAUGCUACUCUACAAAAUAACCCUUUAGUGAUCCCAGAAGGGGUGGAACCACACCGAACGCGGACUCUAUUAAAAGUUAUUCACCCAGAAAAUGGGACAGAAGAAAAUUUAGAACCAAAUGCACGUGCUUUAAAAAAAAAAAGCGACAAUCUUUUAGUGCAAAAAAAUAAAAUAAGAUUGGAAAAAUAAUGUGCAUAUUAGUGCUAAAACCGUUGCUUGUGAAAUGGUUACUUUAUCAGUCCAUGUUUGCGAUUUAUAACUGACUCUACCUGUUUUAGUUAAAUAAACCAUUGGGUAUGUUUUUUUAUAUAUUUAUCCACCUUUUCUGUUAUUUUUGUCUUAUCUGCCUUCACUUUAUGCCUUUUUCUGCAAGUCAGCAGGCUAACACUUGAAACUCUCCUGGUAAAGGUGUGAUGCGCAGCUGCCGGAGAGAGUUAAACAAUGUUCUACAUUUCAAAACUUGUUUUGCUCUUUUAAGGAAGUGACAUGAGAUAAUGUUUUUUGCAUUGGUGUUUUAUUCUUGCCUGUAAAACCAUGUAUCAAAAACUACAGGACUGGUCCAUAAUAGAUGAAAAAAACUUCCUGUUUAAACCUGUUUUUUUUGUUUUUGUUUUUUACAAGAUAUCAGUUAACAGCUACACUACAUGAUUGUAAUUGCUAAGUAUUAAUACGGUUUAUAAUGUAAGUUUGAGAAGCUCUGAGAGCAUUUGAGCCUGAAUCACUUAACUGUGCUGUGUCGGCAUUAGUGUUUCCUUUCCUUUUUGUUGUUUUCUUUGCACUGCAUGGAGCCAGCGGCCUCCUGACCAAUAUUACCCAUUUCGCCGGUAGCACACAUUGU